Molecule: messenger RNA, 2698 nt
Organism: Vespa mandarinia (Asian giant hornet)
Lineage: Eukaryota; Metazoa; Arthropoda; Insecta; Hymenoptera; Vespidae
Cellular component (GO): extracellular region
Molecular function (GO): chitin binding
Source: RefSeq, a predicted model, not a curated record
UCAGACACGUUUGCAAGAACGAUCUUCUUCAAACGUACUACGUCAUUUGUUUAAUUAACAUAUCGGUAAAGAAAAAAUUAAGAUUCAUAUAAGAGGACUAACGAGUGCGAGCACUGCUAUUUUACAAGCUAGAAAAUGUACGCGCUUCAAUUGUCGGUUGUGGGGAUACUCGUUGUCCUCGGAAGCGUGAAAUGUUCGGUUUCGAGUAUUUUCGAUGUUAUUAACCAGAGAGAUACAACGACUCCUUGCAAAGCAACGAGAGAGUGUUUAAAUUGCAAACAAUCCAGACUAUGUAUGUUAAACAAUAAUGGGAUACUGGAACAGGUCGCCAUUAUAAAUUGUACUUCUAAUUCUAAUUCUGCAACACCAUAUUGCGAUAAGGACACUGGUUUGUGCAGUAGCGUAGCUUCAAACCAAUGCCUUUCGAAUGAAUUCAUCUGUCCUUUCGUCGACGGAAUAUAUCCAGAUCCUAACAAUUGUAGGAGAUAUCACCUUUGUGCAAAAGGUUAUAGAACAACGAAUAUUUGUCCACCUAACAACGUUUACGACACACGUUUGCAAAAUUGCAAGCUAUCUUAUUAUUACUAUGACUGCACUACUGUUAAUUGCAGAGGUAAGGAAGGUCAGUUUUUCGCUUAUCCAACGGACGACCGAAUAUAUGGAAGUUGUGUGGAAGAACGACCAUACCUUAUUGGACGAUGUGAGGAUUACGAAAAAUUUGAUGUUAAUUUGAAUAGAUGUGUCAGAGUUUGUAGAAAACUUGAAAAUCAAUAUACCAAUGAUUGUCAAAAAUAUAUACGCUGUGCCGAAGUUAGGAGAGGACAAUAUCAACCAGUUUUGCAAUACUGUGCCUGCGAUCAAGGUUUUGAUAAGAUUAAAGGUAUCUGCACAACAACAGCAGAGUGUUUGAAAGGGAAUAAUACCUGCAAAACGACAGCACUACUUAGCGAUCUAUUGGGUCUUCCUGAUGACUACGAUGAAGAUAAUGAUUCCGUAGAAGAAGAAGAAGAAAACGAGCAGGAUCCACAGGUGUCUGAUUUGAUCAUCAAUAAUUCGGAUAAUAAAAACAGUAACAACAAUAUAUCUAAUGGUGAUGAUAAUGCAAACGGUAAUAUUGUGAAUGGCAAUAGUAACCAAAAUAAUUCGAAUUCUGGAGACGUAAAUAACAUAAAGAGACCAGCAUUACGUCAAUUCAUUAUCAAUAAUUCAGGAAAUAGUCAUGGUUCGAAUAAGGUGUCUAACGGAAACGAUGAGGAAAAUGGUAAUAUAGUUAAUGGUAAUGGCAAUAGUAAUAAUAAGAACGAAGGUGACAUAGGUAACGUAAAAGCGAACAGACCUGGUCUACGUUCUUUAAUUAUUAAUAAUUCAGAAAAUACUCACAGUGAUAAUGAUGUUUCUAAUGGCAACGAUAGUGAUAAUGGUAAUAUAGUUAAUGGUAAUGGCAAUAGUAAUAAUAAGAAUGAAGGUGACGUAGGUAACGUAAAAGUGAACAGACCUGGUCUACGCCCUUUAAUUAUUAAUAAUUCAGGAAAUAGUCACAGUAAUAAUGAUGUCUCUAACGGCAACGAUAGUGAUAAUGGUAAUAUAAUUAAUGGUAAUGGCAAUAGUAAUAAUAAAAACGAAGGUGACGUAGGUAACGUAAACGUGAACAGACCUGGUCUACGCCCUUUAAUUAUUAAUAAUUCAGGAAAUAGUCACAGUGAUAAUGAUGUCUCUAACGGCAACGAUAGUGAUAAUGGUAAUAUAAUCAAUGGCAACGGCAAUAGUAAUAAUAAGAACGAAGGUGACGUAGGUAACGUAAAAGCGAACAGACCUGGUCUACGCCCUUUAAUUAUUAAUAAUUCAGAAAAUAGUCACAGUGAUAAUGAUGUCUCUAACGGCAACGAUAGUGAUAAUGGUAAUAUAGUUAAUGGCAAUGGCAAUAGUAAUAAUAAGAACGAAGGUGACGUAGGUAACGUAAACGUGAACAGACCUGGUCUACGCCCUUUAAUUAUUAAUAAUUCAGGAAAUAGUCACAGUGAUAAUGAUGUCUCUAACGGCAACGAUAGUGAUAAUGGUAAUAUAAUCAAUGGCAACGGCAAUAGUAAUAAUAAGAACGAAGGUGACGUAGGUAACGUAAAAGCGAACAGACCUGGUCUACGCCCUUUAAUUAUUAAUAAUUCAGAAAAUAGUCACAGUGAUAAUGAUGUCUCUAACGGCAACGAUAGUGAUAAUGGUAAUAUAGUUAAUGGCAAUGGCAAUAGUAAUAAUAAGAACGAAGGUGACGUAGGUAACGUAAACGUGAACAGACCUGGUCUACGCCCUUUAAUUAUUAAUAAUUCAGGAAAUAGUCACAGUGAUAAUGAUGUCUCUAACGGCAACGAUAGUGAUAAUGGUAAUAUAGUCAAUGGCAAUAGCAAUGAUAAUAAUAAGAACGAAGGUGACAUAGGUAACGUAAAAGUGAACAGACCUGGUCUACGCCCUUUAAUUAUUAAUAAUUCAGAAAAUAGUCAUAGCAAUAAUGAUAUUUCUAACGGCAGCGACAGUGAGAAUGGUAAUAUAAUUAAUGGCAAUGGAAAUGCUAAUAACACGAAUGAAGGUAACAUAAGUAAUCGUAAUUGAAAUUGAUAUUUUGAUAAUGUAGGAAAAUGAUAGACUGUAAUAUCUGCAUGUAUAUAUAUAUAUAUAUAUAUAUAUAUAUAUAUAUAUAUAUACAAUA